Molecule: messenger RNA, 898 nt
Organism: Bubalus bubalis (water buffalo)
Lineage: Eukaryota; Metazoa; Chordata; Mammalia; Artiodactyla; Bovidae
Exons: 6
Coding region: 153-692 (179 amino acids)
Biological process (GO): monoatomic ion transport; regulation of sodium ion transmembrane transporter activity
Cellular component (GO): membrane
Molecular function (GO): sodium channel regulator activity
Source: RefSeq, a predicted model, not a curated record
GGCACCCUGGGAUCACCUCAAGAAAGCCCCGAAUGCCAGGCGCCAGCCACACCAGCAGCCUGCACAGUGCUGGGAGACGUGGGCAGCUGCUAGGGUCGAGGGCCUCUGUGGGACCCCCGACCUUUUCCCCCGCAAGCUGUAGUACCUGCUGAAUGCAUUUCAAACCCCCUGCUUCCCUACUGUCAGGGCCCCAGCUGUGGCUUCUCCACCUGGCGGGUGGACCCCACAGCUCUUCUCUCUGGAAAUUUCCUUUGGGAGGGUUUGGAAAGACGGCCAGCUCCUCCCUGCCCCCGCUGCCCCUGCACCUCCUCAGGCCUCAGCGGGAGCCCCACUGUCCACACCCGGGCUUUUCUUGUGACCAGGGUAAAUAUUACCUGGCACUGUUAAUGUUUAAUGCCCCCACCCCAUCUCUGGCCACCCCACAGCCGGGCAGUCUCCCCAAAGCAGAGGCAGCGGGAAGAGGGCAGCAGGGACGGGCCUGGUCUGUGGGGGAAAUGGCAGAGUUGACAGAUGACGGUGGCAGCCCCAAGGAGAACGAGGACCCAUUCUACUACGACUACGAGACCGUCCGCAAUGGGGGCCUGAUCUUCGCUGCCCUGGCCUUCAUCGUGGGGCUCGUCAUCAUCCUCAGCAAAAGAUUCCGCUGCGGGGCCAAGAAGAAGCACCGGCAAAUUCCUGAAGAUGGGCUGUAAGGAGAGAGCCAGCCGUGCCCACCCUUGCACCAGGGCUGCUUAGAAGUCUUCCCUGAGCUGUAGACCUCUGUUCCAGCACUGCCAAGCCCUCUGCUGAAGGAAGCUUCGGGCUCCACGUGACCCCUGGGUGGGCUUCACCUCCUUCUGCCCCGUGUUAAUAAUAAAGCCGGCCUCGGAGACGGCUCCUUCCCUGGCCUCCUCCCUCA